Molecule: messenger RNA, 11607 nt
Organism: Cladocopium goreaui
Lineage: Eukaryota; Dinophyceae; Suessiales; Symbiodiniaceae
Source: the annotation of a GenBank genome assembly
AUGUACGUCCGUACUUGGUUUGUGCAUCAUGUCCAUUUGCAGAGCUCCCCCACUUCCAAGAUCUUGGAAUUUCACGAAGACUGGAGGAGAUGGGUGCCGGACUUACUUAGUUCCUGGAGGGAGCACAUCAGACCCCUUGAAGAGGUCGAUUUCUGCGUGGUCACACCUGAUCCCUACAAGGGCUAUUUGACACAAGUUGUGCACGCUGAUCUCAUCAUUUCACAGGGCAGAUGGACACAUCGGCAACCUGGACUGGUCACCACUCACUACCAAGGACGAUUGGCUCCUCCUCACACCUAUGCAAUUGCAGCUUCAUUUGUACACACCAUCAGCGGUUUCCACAUUGCCACAGCAGCAAACGCUAUUGAUUGGUGUCUUUCACCCCAACAUCGCUGCAGUGCGACCUAUGGAUGGGAUGUCAUUCCAAUUUCACAGGAACCAGUGCAUCGCAUGCAAAGGGGCCAUGGCUUUACUCUUGUGGUUCACAAUGAUUUCACUGCGGCCAGCUCCUCAAACGACUUUGAUCAGGGUGGGGGCUCAAAUGCUUUUGCACCCGAACGAUCUGAUGCUGGUGAAGAGUGGAAUGGAAAUGAAGCAUUCGAUUUUGCCCCCAACCAGGGACAGAGCCCCAGAGGCUCUGAUCCACCGCAAGAUCAACAUCCAGAUGACCAUGAAGGUCCACAUGAUGACAGCGAUGCUAGCGUCCACAGUGCUGAUUUGGGUGUCUUAGUCUACAGACUCAAUGCACCAGAGGCACAUUGCUUUGCAACAUGGACCACGUAUGCAUCCAUCCUGGAUGAUCUUAUUCAUGGAUUACGGCUUCCGCGAAACCAAGUCAGAUGCUUUCACAGACUGGCAGUCGCUCCAAUUGGUGUGCGUGUUCCUUCUGAGGAGGCAGUCAUUCUGCAAAGCGUUGACGAUGUGACACCUGGCUCAGAAGAAAAAUUGAUUCUCAUUGACCUGGUCAUUCACUAUCAGCCACUUGCAUCUGGUCUGCUGGUCCCUCCUGCGGCUCAGAGACAAGUUUGGAAAGUCAAUCCUCAGAUCCAUCGAGAUCAAAUUCUUUUGCUUCUUCAGCUCUAUGCAUAUUGCAGAGAUCAAGGAGACAGGUGUCUUAUACACAAAAAUCAUGCUCUAUGGGCCGCAGCAGAUCGCACCGUGCACCAUAUUGCGCAUGGCGACUCUGUCCGGGUUCAAGUGCCACCACCGCAGAGCUCGCAUGUUGACACCGACAUCGCCAUUGCCUUCAGCUGUGAGGAAUCCAGAGAUGGUGUGCACCUCUCCAUGAUGCAGCAAACUGUACGAGUUCUCCAGGAGCAUACUGACUUUGGGCAGAUACAAUGCAAAUCUGAUCCCAGCGAACAGGAUGACUGGAGUUCAAUCGAACCCCGCUUUGAUCGUGGACGUGAGGGCACCAGGACUCCCUACUUCUAUGCCAAUUUCAUUCCAGGACACCUGAGACAACUGACUGGCGCGGUUGACACUGCUGGUCUUAUUGAAAUGGAGGAAGGGGGCCAAGUUGCCUACAUCACCACCUGGUACCUCCACCACGCUGACAGCAAGGUUUGCCGUGUCCCUAGGUCCGUGCGCCUUACAGAUCAACCUGAAUCCUGGCGAGAUCAGAUUGUGGCGGUUUGGCACGAUGUAAUCCGACCUGAUUGGCCUGCCAGACUCCGUCUGGUUCUGCCGCAACCACCAUGCAGCCGCUUUGAGUGCAAUCAGGCUCAUGUGUUUGUCGAACAGGGCCAGCUCGCUGACCACAUUGCCUUCCUGAUCUCCAUUGUUGAUCUGGCUUCAUCAGAUUUGCGGGUUUUGUCCAUUACGCACUCUGCCCAUUCUGACGAGCCGCUGCAGACAGCCAGGAGUAUUGUGCACAAAGCCAACCCUCUACAUUUUGGGCCUCAGAGCAGGGCCAAUGUUUUGUGGAAGGACAGACUCUUUGCGCAGUAUGAACCGGACAUCCUUGAUGAGGGCACGAAUGUCAUUGUGCGCAUCACGGCCAGCGAUGAGGCGGUAGAUGCUGACAGCACUAGCCUUAUGCAGCAGGGUUCUGAUCCAUCGUCCAGCCCUUUCAGAUUCAACCCGCUUGCUCCAGAAUUUCAUCCUUCACAACCAUUGCCCACCUCUCAAAAUUGUGAUGAUGAAUUCAUUGAAGACCUUCGCGACAUUUGGACUGCGUCGGCGUUUUCUUGGGAAGAUGAGGUUUCUACCAUCAACGUUGCGAUUUGGUUCACAGAUCACAGCUGGAUACAACCUCAUGGGUCACACUACAGGAUUGCGCGACUCUGGCCAGACCGUUCUACAUGGAAAGCUACAAUUGAGGCGGCCUGGGCUGACCACAGAGUUCCUGGCGCACCUUUGGAACACCAUGUUGUCGCUCCGCAGCCUAUCCUGGAAGACCAGCGUUUCUGUGCCCACAUCAUUCUUUUGCAAAAUCCGCGUGAAGAUUGGGUCACCUCACUAGUCACUUUCCACGAAGAAAACAACUUGCAUACUCCAUGGAAGCAAAUGGCCGUGACCACGCAUGAGCACAUCCUUCUGGAAAAUCUAUUUCGUGCGAUGGAUCUUUAUGAUGCUUGCAUAUCCAGAACGCCAACCUUCAUCUGCACUGCUUGGUAUUUGCGAGUACACCUGCGCGUUGGGACUCCUCUUCCCGGCAGAAGUGGGUAUGGUAUCCAUGGACGUUUGCAACGACUCACCAAUGUUCAACCUGCGAAUGUUGGCAGUGAUCACACUGCUUUUCUACAAUUGCCAUCCCCUAAGGGAGAGCGCCAAACACGUGGAUCGGUGGCUCACGACCACGGGCCUCCCGGGGAAUUGACUUCAACCUUUGCCAUCACAGUCAUUCACGGCACGGCCGAUGAAGCACUGUUGCCAUCAUACAUUGAGGAACCAACAGCUUCAAGUCUUGAUGACAAACACAAGGCAAAGCCGUCACCGAGUUGGCCGUCAGCCCAGCCGAAAGGCAGUCACGCUCCCUUUUUCACUCAGCCAGAACCUAGGGAAGAGCCGCCUGACUGCCUCCUGAAGCUUGGUAUUUCUCCAGAUGAACUGCAACACUUCUUCAACAGUGCCAAGGGCACCUUGCACACCAGUUUUGAGGGCCUUGGUUUGGAGGCGAAUCUUUAUGAAUUGCUAUCCAGUUUGCCGCUCCUGGAAGAUGUCCUUCCUGAUCGCUAUAUCAUCUAUGUUGAUGGCUCUUCACAAGGACAGCAAAAGCACCGUCCUACGGAUUGGGUUGAAGAAGUUGGCAUCCCAGAUGCCUGGGCGAUGCUUGUUUUGGCAGAAUCCUAUGCCACUGAUUCUGAUGCACCACGCCUCUCUCUGGUUGGUUGGACUGCACAACAAGUGAGAUAUUCUGCACAGAGUCCUUAUCACUUGGGUGCCACGUCAGUCGGAUCACUUACGGCUGAACGUGAAGGCCUUACCUGGGCGUUCCUCUGGCGGCUUGGCCUCAACCAGCGUACGCCCACGCUCAUGAGGAGCGAUUCCCUACUGACCAUCCAGCAGGCACAAGGCCAGAUUGGUACGGCGAUCAUUGAAGCCUCGUUCAACUGCCUCAGAGGUGCUUAUCAAGCCUUAGAUUUUGCUCUUCCUGUUGACCACUUGAAGCUCCAGCAUGUCUUUGGCCACAGUGGGGAACCUUUCAAUGAUUUCACUGACCAUGUGGCCAAACUGGAGGCUCAGAGUAGCUUUUUCAUUCGUCGACCUGCACUUGACAUGGACAAAUGGAGAACACGCAUACCAUUUCUCUGGAUGCUCUUUGGCGAGAAGUAUGGCGGGCCUACAUUUUUUCCCAACGGCUUCGAUGUCAUGGCGCCUGCAUUGCCGAGCACUACGGGUCCGGCGUCCACUGUGGUUGCAGAAGAGCACACAGCCAUCCGCUCUUGCUUGACCAUUCAAGUGAGUUUGUGCACGGCCAAUAUUCUCUCCAUGUAUUGCUCUCCGGAAGGGUUUGCUGGCAAACUUGGAUAUCUGACUGAGCAGUUUCAUGCCCAUGCACUCCUUAUCGGGGGUUUGCAGGAGACGAGAACUCCACAAGGCCAAUGCACAAGUCAGCAAGUACUACGUCUUGCUUCGGGUGCUGACCAUGGACAUGGAGGAGUCGAACUCUGGGUUAGUCUCCGACAACCAUAUUGCUAUGUUGAUGAGACACCUGAGUAUUUGCAAGCCUCCUACUUCCAGGUCCUGCGUGCUACACCCAGAAUCUUGCUGGUACGUGUCAAGGCGCCUUUUUGGAAUGCUUUGCUUCUGGUCGGCCAUGCCCCGCACUCGGGCAAACCACAACAAGAAUGCCAAGAAUGGUGGGACUCCUUGACGGAACUCACCCAACAUUUCCGUGGCACUUUGCCGCUUUUUGUCAUGAUUGACGCCAACGCUGAACCUGGCCCUGCAGACGGAAGUUGUGUCUUUGGAGCAAUGCGUAGAGAGAGCAAAAACACACCUUUGUGGAGAGCUUUCCUUCAUUCCUUCCAACUCACAUUGCCACAAACUUGUUCACAUCACGUUGGGGGCCUUGAUACGUGGGUGAGUCCUGAUGGCUUGACUAGCCAUUGUUUGGACUACAUUGCCAUACCACGUGACCAUUUGGAGCAUUGCACGCGCUCUCAACUCAGCGAAAGCUUUGAUCUGGGAAAUGAGCAGAGAGAUCAUACACCUUUAGCGGUGCAACUGCAAUGGUAUGAACAGGGGAUUUCUGCAGUGGCUUCGAAGGCGUCCACUACAACCUUUGACAGACCCAGCAUUAGUGAAAAAGAUUUGACUGGAUUUUUGAAGGAUUUUACUGGUGCCUCGUGGCAGACUGACGUUGAGUCUCAGAUUCAACAUUUCAAUGGAGCUGUUCUCCAUGAUCUGUCGCAGUUUUGUCCUCCUGUGCGACGAGGCCCCAAGAAGACCUUCAUUUCUGGCGACAUUUGGACCAUCAGGAAGGCCAAGCUGCAACAUCGUCAAGCACUACAUCUCUUGCGCAAACGUCAGACGCUUGAAGCCACCUGGUGUUGCUUCAGAGCAUGGAAAAGACAUGAUGCAGAAUUUUCUGCUGAGGCUGCCUUUAACUACGGCACUACACUUCAGUGUCAUGCCUUGCAUCAUUACGUAGCUUUCCGCCAUCAUGCGCAGAAACUCAAAGCCGCAUUGAGAAUUGCCAAAUGCAAGGGCAUCGUUGAGCGUAUUGACAAGCUGGGCAGUUCGGCACCGGCCUCAGCCAUCUUGCAUACGUUGAAACCUUUCAUUGGCAGCGGCAACGCAAAGAUGCGGGGAAGGCAACCUUUACCCAAUAUCACCACAGAUGAGGGCCUGCCUUGCUCCGAUCCUGCAGUAGCCUUGGACAGAUGGAUUUCCUUUUUUGGCACUAUGGAAGGAGGUGAACGCAUAUCCGUUGAGGAGCAGCGCAGUUUCUGGCUGGCCAAUUUGCAGGAACUCCGGAUGUCGCAUUGCUCUCUGGAUGUUGCUGACCUCCCUUCUUUGACAGACCUUGAAGCUGCUUUCAGACAAGUCAAAACAGGCAAAGCCACUGGCCCGGAUCGCAUUCCAGCAGAGAUCUGCAACAAGCACCCGGCACUCAUGGCAAAGUUCACCUAUCCAUUGCUCCUCAAGAUCAUUUUGCACGGACAGGAACCUUUGAAGCACAAAGGUGGCCGCCUGAUACCCUUGUGGAAGGGCAAGUUGAGCCAAAGCCUCUGUGAAGCUUACAGGUCGAUCUUGAUCUCUUCUCACAUUGGGAAAUGUUUGCAUAGGACCAUCCGGUUGAAGCAGUCCUCCACCUAUGAGGCCUAUUUGCAACACCAACAAAUUGGGGGACAGCGCAAAGCGCCUGUCGUGUUGGGGGUCCACUUGGCCAGAUCAUUUUUGCGUUUCCAACAAUGUGCCCGUCGACCAAGCGCGCUACUGUUUCUCGACCUCACCGAGGCGUUUUAUCGAGUAUUGCGCCCACUGGCCUUAGAGGGCAUUUGUCAUGACGAUGUUUUAGCAGCCAUGGCACAGAGGUUAAACUUGGGGCCACAUUUGCUUGCGGAUUUGCAAGCUCAUUUGCGUGCCCCCUGUGCUACAACCCGAGCCAAUCUGCCAUCACAUCUUUGUCGCGCACUUCGAGCACUGCAUCUUGAUACCCACUGGCACAUCGGGGAUCAGAGCGAUGUGUGCCGAACGACCAUUGGCACGCGCCCAGGAGACGCAUUUGCUGAUGUCGUUUUCGGCUACCUUUGGUCGCGGGUGCUUGCCGACUUCAAAGCAGUUGUGGGAGCAGACGAAGUUUUCGACAGUUUCCCGGAUGACCAGGGGCCGCGCCUUUACAAUGCUCCUGUUGAGACAGGACCUGAUGCCAAGGUCUUUGUGGGGCCAUGCUGGAUGGAUGACUUGUGCGUUGCUCUUAGUGCUGACAAUGGCGAUGCCCUGAUCUCCAAAGUCCAGUUUGUGACGGGAGAACUGCUCGAUCAUUGCCUGGCUCACGCCAUGACACCGAAUCUUGCUGCAGGGAAGACCGAACUCAUGUUCUCUCUCAGAGGCCGCGGUGCUCGGAAACUUCGUGUUCAACUUUUUGGACCUUCCGCACCACGUGUCCUCCCAGUUUUGGGGGAGUAUCAUUUGCACCAAGUGCGAGUUGUACAACAAUACACCCAUCUUGGCGGCAUCCUUCAUCACAGUGGAGACCUUCGAGCUGAAAUCCGCCGACGUUUGGGCAUUGCGCACGCUGCUUUCACGCAACAUAGGAAACUGCUGUUUGCCAACAAGCACUUUCCUUUGGUGCGCAGAGUUGAACUGUUUCAGAGCCUAGUGCUGAGCAAACUCACGUUUGGAACGGAGUCGUGGACUUUCUCUGAUAUCAAGCUCAAGAGUUUUUUGCACGCCACAGUCAUGCGCCUUUAUCGCAGACUUCUCAGCCAAGCGGGCGAUCAGCAUCUCACAGAUGAUUUCAUUCUCUCUAUGACUGGCCUUCCCUCUCCGACAGAGCUUUUCAGGGUUCAAAGGUUGCGCUAUUUGGGCACUUUGUUCGGCUGCAGACAUCUGGUUGAUUGGGGCCUUCUGAAUGCAGACGGUGAAUGGGUCACUUUGAUCGAGGAUGAUUUGCGCUGGCUGGGUUAUCAGCUCCUUGAUGCUACACAUCUGAACCCUCCUGAGACACAUCCACAGGAGUGGCUUGCGGUGGCUCAACACCACCCGCGCUACUGGAAGCGUUUGGUACGCAGAGGGGUCUUACAUGCCAUCAAGCAGAGGAGCCGAGAACAGCAACUCAUCCAAUUUCAUCAAGGGAUACGAGACUUCCUUCACCUUCAUGGCCUUCUUCCUGAGCAGCCCGACAGUUUUCAUGGCUUGUCAGAAGAUCAGCCGCAGGCAACCUAUGGUUGUAUGUUCUGUGGUUGUCGCCACAAAUCCCGGGGGGGCGAGGGGGCGCACCAAAAUCGUGCCCAUGGUUGGAUCAACCCUGUCAGACACCUCUAUGAGAACACCCAAUGCGGCAGCUGUAUGAAGGAAUACCACACAGCUACGAAACUGAAGGCGCAUCUUUUGCACUCCUUUGCGUGUCGCAGCCAGCUCAUCGGAUCAGGAUUACGAUUCACACCUUUGCCAGGUAGUGGGUCCACCGUUGAGGCGGACAAGGAGAAGCUUCAUGAUCGACUCCUUCCACCUCUCCCGGUGCAUGGACCGAAUCAAGAGCCUCGACCCCCGCGAGAUUUUGAUGGGAUUGACUGGAGCUUGCAUGACGAUUGCUGCCUGGCUUUUCUGGACGCUGAGACCGAGGAUGAGGCCAUUUCAUGGGUGCGAUCACGCAUUACACAGCAUCCUAUUUCAUGGACCAUGUGUAGGACCACACUCUGGCAAUUGGCUACCACGGUCACCGAGCACGCUCAUGAAGAUGCUCUUCGACAUUUGGAAGGCAGCGUACUAUCCGAGCGCAUCAAGCACCUCGCCGAUCCGAGAAGCUGGUCUUUCCUUCAAACUGACUUUGAACGGACCCACGAAGAAGGAAGACUUGGUCAACUGGAGACAGAGCUCUUGCGGUGCCAGGUUCCUGCAGAUUGGUCGCCGCCUCGCUGUUUUGGCAAACAUCGGAUUGUGCUACAUGCCUUUUCAGGCCGAAGGCGUUUGGGCGAUUUCCAAUACUAUUUGGAUUCCUUCCUGGCGGACCAUGGAAGCGGCAUUGUGGUUCACACCGUCUCCUUAGACAUAGUUGUUGACUCUGUGAAAGGGGACAUCUCCAAACCGGACAUUCGCAAGUUUUGGCUUCAUGGAAUUGAUGAGGGAUGGAUUGUGGCCUUUUUGGCAGGACCUCGCGUCAUUCGCACUGCCGAAGAUCUUUGGGGCUUGGCGCACCUACGCCUCCGGGAGUUGGAGCAGAUCGACGUGGGCAACCUCCUCCUGUGCUUUUCUGCUGAGGCCUUUUUGCGUUUGGUCAGGGUGGGUGGCUCCGCUACCAUUGAACACCCACGUGAGCCAGAAGAGCCACAUUUUGCCUCCAUAUGGAAGCUGCCACUUUUCCAGAUGCUGCUCUUGCUACCUGGGGUCGAGUUGCACUCCCUCAGCCAAGGAUUUCUUGGGGCGCCUUCAUGUAAACCAACAAGCCUUUUGUGCUUGAAUUUACCUGGCAUCUGCCGGGCCAUUGUGAAGAACCAGGUGACUAGCACCAUGCCCAAAGGCGCUGCGAUUGGCAAGACAGUUACCGGCCAGUGGGCCACAAGCUCCUUGAAGGAGUAUCCGCCGGCACUCAAUCGUGCUUUGGCGGAGGAAUUUUCUCAUGCCAUUUCUGUUGCCCCUCUUGACGAGUCCGUGGCAAUUGAUGACGAUUUCCUCCUGGCCUGUAAAGACAUGACUGUAGCUCGAGCCGCGACGACAGUCACAAAAGGCAUGGCUUCGGAUGAGGAUUUGCGGGUGUCGAAGUUCCUGCAAUCCAUUACCAACAAGAAGCCAUUCAUCAUCUUUUUCUUCCUGCUCACAAUGUACAUUCUCAUCUUUCCGGAUUUGAUCAACAUCUUUACCGACAGCGAUGCCGAUGAGUCGUUGCUCACGGUGAACACAGUGAUCUUUUUCUUGUUUUUGUUCGAGCUCACUCUGAUCCUUUUUGUUGACGGAUGGUACGUGCUUUCGAUUCCCUUCAUCCUCGACGCGGUGUCGCUGGUGAGCAUCUUUUUGGACACAUGGUUCAUGGCCGAGAUAGCAGUGGAUAGCAAAGGCUCUUCACUUUCGCGCUUGGCACGUUCCUCGAGGAUUGCGCGCAUCGCGCGGAUUGGCCGCGUGGCCCGAGUGACGAAGCUGAUUCCGCGCGUGCUGAAGCUUUGUAGGAAGCAGAGCAACGCUUUGGCGGAACAACUGCUGUUAAGGCGGCUCUGGCGCCUCUUCCAAUACCUCGACGCCUCGGGUGCGGGCAAGGUGUCCGUCUUCGAUUUGAAGAUCUUCUAUCUUGCCCUUCUGCAGGAAUGUCCCCAUGUUCGGCCGGACAAAGUGGACGUGGUGAAGUUGCUGAGAAAGGACACGGAGUUGCUAUUGAACUGCGGUCAUGAUGAGAAUGGCAUCAUAAUGGAGAACAAACCCGUGCUCACGGUAGAAGACUUCAGCCAGAUUUUUAUGGGAACUGGUCUGGGUGUUCUGCUGGUGGAGUUCCAUCGGCAAGACUUGGAGUCUGACGGUGGAAGCGUUUGGGCUUUGACGCAGAGAUUGAGCGAUAGUACCGCCAUGAAGGUUUGCGUCGGCAUCCUGGCAUUGGUGGCAACGAUGUCUUUGCUCGAGGUGGACACCAUUGACCAUGCACCGUCGCACGGGUUGGCCCAAUUGGACAAGAUCGCCAGGGAUGUUCAUCAGGCGCGCCACGUCACGGUGCAGGGCAACAGCACGGACUGGUCCUACUUGUGCGUUCAAAUAAAGAUCUACAAGGGGCACAAUGAUCUGAUGUACAUGUACCUGGAUGGAUGGGAGCAUUUUGAUGAGAAUCAAUGCCUCACACCCACCGGAGCUAAUUCAGCACUCAGGGUCUCUGAAGCCUAUGCCCUGCAACGCAGCGACGACUUGGUGGAGGAGGCAAAGCUCAGGGCCACGGAGUAUGAAAAGUCUUGUUGGUACAUCGAUCAGUUCGUGGACUGCGACGAGUUUCUUGCGGGAAGGUAUUCCUCAAACGAGAACAGGACUUUAAGUAUUGCUUUGGUGGACCUCUCCUCCAAGGCCAAGGAAGCAGCUUUCUGGUCUUUGAUGAUGGUCUUGGCUGUCUUGAUUCAGAUUCCUCUCUCCGUUUAUGUGUUGAACUUGAAGAUCUCUACGUUCUCCACGACCUUGCUGCAGCCCCUGCGGUCCCUGGUGGACGACAUGGUGGCCAUGUCCAGCUUAGACUUGGUGAAGAUUGACGAUCACACGGCACCUGGGAUGUUGACCAGUAAGUCCAAGGACAAGAUCAAAACCGCCGAGGAGCUGGAGAAUCUCAACGCCGCCUUCCGAGCCAUGCGUAGCGCCAUCAGAUCUUGGUCACUCUUCGUGCCACCCUCGGUGGUGGAGAGAUUCUACGAUGCAGGGCUUGAGGCCAAAGUGGGCGUUACGAGAUGCGAGGUCACGGUGCUCUUCUGUGACAUUGAUGGCUUUGAGGAAACCUGCCGGGAGAUUGAUGCUGAUGCUGUCCUUAGCAACCUCACAGGGGUUCUGGGCACCAUAGCGGACGAGAUCCAGUUACAGCAGGGCACUUUUCUGGAAUUCAUCAGUGACGAGGUGAUGGCAGUGUUUAACGCGCCCAACAAGCUCCCGGGCCAUGCAUCUGCGGGAUUGCAAUGUGCCAUUGCCAUUCAGAAGGCGGUUCGGAAGCACAAGGUCAGGGUUGGUGACGAGGAGAGGCCCAUCCGCGUGCGUGUCGGAGUCCACACCGCUUCCAUCUUGGCUGGGAACAUUGGCUCACACCAAAGGAUCAAGUACGGCUUGCUGGGUGACGGUGUGAACCUGGCUGCUCGAAUGAAAGGACUCAAUUCCAAGUACGGCACUUGCACUUUGUGCAGCCAGAAUUGCUUGGCAGAAUCAUUGAAGCAGAAUCCCUUGAACUUAGCGACCAGGCCGGUUGACUUGGUGGCCGUCAAGGGAAAGACUGAACCAACCAAGAUCUGCGAAGUGAUGGGCUACCUGUCGGAUGAGGCAAACCUGGCUGAGGCGGUGAGACGCCACCAACGGGGCUUCGACCUCUACUUGGAGAGAAAGUUCAAGCAGGCCAAAGAGAAGUUUGAGGAGGUGGGAUCCUUUCUGGCUGUGGCGGACUAUGCCCUGGAGGAUGAGACGUCGCAGAUGAUGAUCGAUCGCUGCGAGGAGUACAUGAAGAACCCUCCACCCGCCGAAUGGGACGGUGUCGAACAUCUGAAAUCCAAGUCGUUUCAGGUUGGCCAGAGACAAAAAUCGGCCGCCAAGAUGACAGAGAUGGGGGAGGAAGCACAACAAGCGAAGAUGGCGCAGGAGAGGGCCAAUGGUAUGGUGCCAGAGGAAGAAAUCUUCCUCUUAGCCGAUGAAGAGGACACCCACGACGACGACGCGCGAGCCAAGCCGUGUGCGAAUGCCUGCACGUGGAAUGCCAUGCUUUGCCGCAGCAAUCAGGAGGAGGUUGCGCCCGUGCAGGUUCAGGCCGCGUCCGUGCCAACCCUGCUCGACAUCUGA